AUGCCCCGUGACAUUCAGAACCACUUGCUUUUCGAGGUGGCCACUGAGGUGGCCCACAAGGUGGGCGGCAUCUACUCUGUGCUCAAGUCCAAGGCCCCAAUCACUGUGGCCGAGUACAGAGAACGGUAUACGCUAAUUGGGCCAUUGAACUAUGAGCUGGCUCAAAUAGAAGUCGAAGAAAUCCCCUUGAAAGAUGACCACAUCAAAACUGCGUUGGAAUCCAUGUCCAACAGAGGCAUCAAGUGGAUGUACGGCCGCUGGUUGAUCGAGGGAGCUCCUCGUGUGUUGCUUUUCGACAUCCACCUGGCUGGCUAUAUGCUCAACGAGUGGAAAGCUGACUUAUGGAACACUGCAGGCAUCCCUACCCCAGACCACGACCACGAGACCAACGAUGCCAUUCUUUUGGGUUACAUUGUCGCUUGGUUCUUGGGUGAAUUGGUGUAUCACGACAGAGAAAGAGCCGUCAUCUGCCAUUGCCACGAGUGGCUUGCAGGCGUGGCGUUGCCGCUCUGUAGAAAGCGUCGUAUUGACGUGACGACUAUCUUUACCACCCACGCUACAUUACUUGGCCGGUACUUGUGUGCUGGCUCCACUGAUUUCUACAACAAUUUGAAGUACUUCGAUGUGGACGCGGAGGCUGGUAAAAGAGGGAUCUAUCAUCGUUACUGUAUCGAGAGGAGUGCUACCCAUUCGGCUGAUGUGUUCACCACGGUGUCUCACAUCACCGCUUACGAGUCUGAGCACUUGUUAAAGAGGAAGCCUGACGGCGUUUUGCCUAACGGCUUGAAUGUGGUCAAGUUCCAGGCAGUGCACGAAUUCCAGAACCUCCAUGCAUUGAAGAAGGAGAAAAUAAACGAGUUUGUCAAGGGUCACUUCUACGGCAACUAUGACUUCGACUUGGAUAACACAUUAUACUUCUUCAUUGCUGGCCGUUAUGAGUUCCGUAAUAAGGGUGCAGACUUCUUCAUCGAAGCCUUGGCUCGCUUGAAUCAUCGUUUGAAGGUGGCAGGCUCCAAGAUGACAGUGGUGGCAUUUAUCAUCAUGCCAGGAAAGAUCAAUUCGUACACUGUUGAGACUUUGAAGGGUCAGGCUGUCAUUAAAUCGUUGGAGGGCACCAUAUCUGAGGUACAAAAGAAAAUUGGUGAGCGUCUUUUCGAACAUUGUGCCCGUUUCCCCAACUCUAACAGCGUCUCAAACACCAAUGGUCAGGAAGUGCCCUCCAUUGACGACUUGAUCAAGCCUGCUGACCGUGUCCUUUUAAAGAGACGUAUCUUCGCAUUGAAGAGAGACGGUCUUCCACCAAUCGUCACCCACAACAUGGCAGACGAUGCAAACGAUCCAAUCUUGAACCACAUUAGACGUGUACAGCUUUUCAACAAGCCCGAGGACAGAGUGAAGAUCAUCUUUCAUCCAGAAUUUCUCAACGCUAACAACCCAAUCUUGUCCAUAGACUACGAGGAGUUCGUCAGAGGCUGUCACUUGGGAGUGUUCCCCUCCUACUAUGAGCCUUGGGGCUACACUCCUGCUGAGUGUACUGUUAUGGGUGUUCCUUCCAUCACCACGAACUUGUCUGGUUUCGGGUGCUAUAUGGAAGACCUUAUCGAGAACACAAGUGACUAUGGUAUCUACAUUGUGGACAGAAGACAAAAGUCCGUGGAUGAGUCGAUCAACCAGCUUGUUGACUACAUGUUUGACUUCACUGAAAAAACCAGGAGACAAAGAAUCAACCAGAGAAACAGAACGGAGCGUUUAUCCGACUUGUUGGACUGGAAGCGUAUGGGCCUCGAGUACAUUAAGGCCAGACAGCUCUCGUUGAAGAGAGCCUACCCAGAGAAAUUUAAGAACGGUGCCAACCCCUUCCAGAACCUGUCGAAUUUGAAGUUGACCAGACCUUUGUCUGUUCCAGGUUCUCCUCGCACCAAGGGUAUGAUGACGCCGGGCGACUUGGGGUCGUUGCAAGAUGCUGCCCAGGCACUCGAGCAGGAGGACUAUGUGGGCUUCAGAUUGGGUGAAGACGGCGACGGCGACGACGAGGACGCCCCUUACCCACUUACUUUGAGAGGUCUGUCUGCGCCACCGCAGGACGAGUAG
Molecule: messenger RNA, 2091 nt
Organism: Candidozyma auris
Lineage: Eukaryota; Fungi; Ascomycota; Pichiomycetes; Serinales; Metschnikowiaceae
Gene: GSY1
Product: glycogen (starch) synthase
Exons: 1
Coding region: 1-2091 (696 amino acids)
Biological process (GO): glycogen biosynthetic process
Cellular component (GO): cytoplasm
Molecular function (GO): alpha-1,4-glucan glucosyltransferase (UDP-glucose donor) activity
Source: RefSeq, a predicted model, not a curated record